Eimeria acervulina is the source of this 3875-nucleotide messenger RNA. RefSeq lists its product as hypothetical. The annotation marks the transcript as partial. Lineage: Eukaryota; Apicomplexa; Conoidasida; Eucoccidiorida; Eimeriidae. The record is from RefSeq and is a predicted model, not a curated record. The transcript is spliced from 17 exons.
GCGUCUAUCUACAGCACCGAUUAAGGAUCGGCAUACCCUUUUCAAGGCGAGCAGUACGUUUGUUUUUUGCUGCUGCUGAAUCCCCUCACCCAUUGAUAUUUCAAGUGGGGCCCUCAGGCGAUGCAGCAACAGCAGCAAUUGAUGCAUUUAUGCUGCCUCAAGGAAAGCGAAAGAUUCUUAUCUUUAUUAAAAACGAUCCCGGAGUAGAGAUCACACUCGCAAACAUCAGCAGCACAGUUGCUGCGAUGGAAGUAUCUUUAAAUGUCUUAGAGGCAGCAACAUCUUUAUGCAAAGAUAUUUAUCUUCAUGCAAUCCAACAUGCACCAAAAGAAGGUGAUGCUGCCUCCGGGUCUUUGAUGAUGAGAGAAGUUUUGCAAAAGUUUUGCUGCUUUUUAUUAAAACUGCAAGCAGCAGCAGCAGCAGUGAACGGCCGCUGCGUGCUGCCAGCUCCUUAUUAUGAAGCCUCAGCAGCAGCCGAAGCAGCAGCAGAAGCAGCAGCAGCAGCAUCAGCAGCAGCUGAACCAGCAUCAGCAACAGCGCCAGGAGCAGCAUCAACAGCACCAGCAGCAGCAGCAGCAGCGCCGGCAGCAGCAGCAGCAGCAGCAGCGCCUGCAGCAGCAGCAGCAGAAGCAGCAACAGCAGCAGUAAAUAGCGCUGAGAAGACUCGUCGCAGCGCGGAUGCGCAAGAGGAGAUAGAUUUUUGGAUUGAGCGCUUUGCUGCCUUAUCCUUCGCGCAGCAGCAGCUGCAGCAGCAGCAUGUGCAGCAGGUGUUGUCUUUCCUGCAGCAACAAAACAGCAGCUACUACCCAGCAUUUAUUAAUCUUCUGCAGGAAUUAAACAAAGCCCAAGCAGAAGCAAAGGAGAACGCGAAAUAUCUUGGCCUGCUGCAGCCCUGGGUGAAGAAGUUAACGGAUGAGACGGCUGAGUUGUCAGCAGUAGCAGCAGCACUUCCUCCUUUAUUUGAAUUGCUGCUGCUGGCAUCGCAGCACUGCAGCACGUUUAAAAAGCCCACACGACUCAUUUUGCUGCUGAGAGGCAUCAGCAACGCAAUCAUAAAACAAUGCAUGCGUUUUGUCUCUGGAGCGGAGGUCUUCAAGUUGCUGCAGCAAGACGAAGCAAAAGAAGCAGCAGAUAAACUCGCCGCUGCACUCGAAGUGUGCGACUUGAUGAAGAGUUUAUAUGAGGGCUAUGCUGUUGAGGCAGCAGCAGCAGGAAAGCCGUGGAAUAUAAAUAAAAAAAUUAUAUUUCUUCGUCUUGACUCCUACUGCAGCAGAAAUGCCGCUCUUUCUUCUGUUGUAAAUACAGCGCAGCAAUUCGAUAAACUUGAAAAAAUCGAAAUCUGCGGAUCCAAAGGCAACCAGCUCUCUGCUAACGUGCAGCGGCUGCAUGCAGAGUUCAAAGAAUUAAUGGAGGAAUUCCAGCAAAUUAAAUUCGAUCUGCUCGAUAUUCAAGAAAAAGAAGCAGAUGCACACUUCCAGUUAUUCAGUUCUUCUUUGUUGUCUCGCUUGAGGCUGAUUGAGGCAUUUAGCCCUUUACUAUCUCGCCCUUCCCUGAAGGAAGCAGCAGCCUACCACCACCCUCAGCUGCUACAACAGCUGAAGGAAGAAGUGCAGACAGUGCAUGCGCUCUUUCUUAGCGGCUGCAGCGAGGACAGCAGCAGCAGCAGCAGCAACAGCAGCAGCAGCGACAGCAGCAGCAGCAACAACAACAACACCUUUAUCUAUAUUAAUCGCCCCCCAGUUGCAAAGGCUCUUAGCUGGGCUGCUGCUCUUCUUAGCCGCAUUAAGGAGCCCCUUGAUCGCAUGCAGAAAUUAGGAAUUCUCCUCUCUCCAACAAAUGCAGAUACUGAACCUGUCACCAAGCAGUGCUACGGGGUCAUCGCGGCAAUUCAACAAUUCCAAGAAAAAAUCCGGAGCGAAUGGAGCGAGCGGGAGGUGGAGCCAUCUCGAGCAAAGUUAGGUCUGGUUUUGCUGCGGCGUUCUCCCGAGUUGCUGUUGCAUGCAAACUUUCACCCUCAGUUGAGGCAGCUGCUAACAGAAGUUAAAUAUAUGCAGCUGCAGCAUCUCCCUGUUCCUGCUGGAGCCAAAGCAAUUCAUGAGAAGGCUGAGGUGUAUAGACAGCAGGUCACCGCACUGCAGUCGGUUUGUAACAAAUACAACAGAGUGUUAACUGGUUUGCUGCCAAACCAGCGCCCUUUGCUAGCAGACCGUCUUGGAGAAAUCGAUAAGAUAAUAGAGCCGGGUCUCACGAGUUUAAGUUGGGAGAGCGAAGGAGUGGAUGAGUUUAUUGCUGUUGCUGCUGCUGCUGUUGCGGAUGUCUUCUCCGUCUGCAACUCCAUUACCAACAACCUACAAACAUCUUUCAGUCUUCUCAGCAGUUGGAGUGAAAGACCUUUAUUUGAACGCAAGGCAAAGCCCAUGGCAGUUGAAGAUGUGGAGCAACUCGUUAAAGCGGCAAUUGCAAACAAGAGCCACCAAAUAGCAGAAGAGGGAAAAGAACUCCAUAAAAUGCUCAAGGAUUCCGCAGAUGCACUCAAAGCCACAAAAGCUAUGAGCCCCCGCCCUGAGGCCUCCCCGCUUUUUGAAGUGAAGUUGGAGUUAUUAGACAAUGAAAUGGAUAUCGUCCCGUCCUUCAGAGAUCAGCACGGGGGUAUUUGCAAAGUUGUUGAGGGAUGGGUCGGCGAUAUCCUAAAAAGUGCAGCAACAACAACGCGCCUCGACUCAGGGAAAGGGGAUUACGUCGCUGACGUCAAGGAGUCUUACAGCUUCAUGGCUGGCCGCGCUCGUCUUACUGAGUUGCUGGAGUCGACAGAAAGACGACUGAAUGAAUAUUUGGCUGAGACGCGUCGAUUUGAAUUCCUCUGGAAGAAAGACCCCCAAAAUGACUUAGAAGAGUUUAUUAGUGAGUCUCCUAAAGAAGUGUUUCCUUCUAUAGAAGAAGAAGGAGAAACUCUUGAAAAUGUACUUGAACUCGUAGGCGUCGACUUGGGAAGAAGAAUUCCGGACCUAACGUGUUUUGACGAGAGGAUAUCAUUUUUUGAGGGUCUGCGUUCUGAAGUAGCGGAGUUACGUACUCCAGUAGAUGUUUGUUGGCUAAGAGUGAAUGCACAACCAGCAAAAAUACAACUGAGCCAAUUGGCCUCUGCAUGGGCUUCUCAUUAUACAGAGUUCCUUCUUAGCUGCUGCCUCGCGAGAGCAGACGCACUCACCCAAUUCAUUAUGAGAAUGAACGAAUGCCUUUCAGUAAAGCCGCCAACAGCAGAGAGCGAAGAAGAAGAUACAACAAGCAGCAGCAGCAGCAGUAGCAGCAGCAACAGUCAAGAGCAGCAGGGGGCUGAGGCGGAAGCAAAAGAAAUAAACAUCAAUAAAGACACCCUCUAUAAAUUCAUGACGUAUAUAAGAGAUGUCAAAAUAGCAAACGAUCCCAUCAAACGACUCCUGGGACCCGUAGCGCUAUUAAAGAAGCACGGUUGUUUGGUGCCGGAGUGUCGUUUGCAAGCGCUGGAUGCGGCUCCGUCUCGAUGGGAGGAGGUGAUAAGAAAGGCAUUUGAGGCGAAAGAGGCCAUAUUACCUCUUCAAAAUGCAGAAGUAUUGAAUAUAAAAGCAGCAUUAGAUGGCUUCCUUGCUGCCGUUAAGGAAUAUCAAACAAAUUUCUUACGUAUCCCUGCCGCUGAUCCCACAACAAACCCUGAAAACGCAUAUAAUGCCAUUGAUGAAUUCUAUGCAAAGUGCCUCAAACUCGAACAACAAGCAAAAGAUCUAAAUAACCUCGAAACGUUAUUCGAUAUCGCCAAGUCCCAACACAAAGAACUCAAAGACUGCAAAGAAGAACUCAGAACUCUUAAGGCAAGGAAAAUGCAUACACCAAAUAAAUAA